ACAGGGCGAUCCCGAAACCAACAGAAGCCUUUCAAUCCAAUGGAAAACAAAAGAAACAUGAGAAGAAUCAUUGCUGAAGAUCAAAACUGGUCCCUGGCUUUGGUUCCCAAUUUAUCCGUCAUUUGUCUGCAGUGCAUUGCGGACACCUUUGAAGAAAAGCAAGUAUUUGAAAAGCUUGCACCCGACCAGCAAGAUUUAAUUCAGGAGAGGCUGUCUCCCUCCCUGCCCCUGCAUGUGACUGCCAACCUGGUCCCCGAUGGGCUUUACUGGAGGCGGUGCUGCGAGCAGAGGUGGAACGUCUGUGACAUCUCUCAUUAUGGCCACAGCUGGAAGCGAAUGUUCCUCGAGAGGCACUUGGAGAACGCGAUCGAACUUUUCAUCCCGGAUGUAACAAAGCCAAAGACGGUUCUGGAUUUGCUCCCUCUUUGUAAAAACGACGUCAGGAGGUUGAACAUCUCGCAGCUGCUGCUGCCUGUAAAGAAGCCCCAGAAGGGGAAGAGGGCGGAGCCGUUUGAAUCAGCCUUCGUCAUUUUUAAUGAGGAAGACAAGGCCUCUAUGGAACACUUUGACUUUGGCCCCGUCUUGGAGAAGCUGAUAAACCUGGAAGAGCUCCAUUUGGUUUAUACUAUCAAACAAUGUGGCAUGAACUUUGAAUGGUCAAUGUUCGAAAUUACUGACAGAGACUGUAGAUCCCUCGCCAUGGCUGUCAAGUCCUGUAAAACUCUGAAGCUUCUGAGGCUUCGUCAAAGCCAGGUGGAGGACGAAAAGUGUCAGGUGCUGGUGAGGUACCUUCUGGACCACCCGUCGCUGAGGCACCUCGACUUAUCCCACAACGUGAUCGGCGACGGCGGGGCCAAAGCUGUUGGCGAGCUACUCGCCAGAAGCAAACUGGAGACGCUCGACCUGUGCAACAACAAAAUCAGCGACCCAGGAGCCAAGGCCAUAGCUCGCGCUUUGUCCAACAAUGUGACCCUUUCGUCCCUCAACCUGCGUCUGAAUCAGGUGGGGGACGGAGGGGGCCAGGCCAUUGCCGAGGCCUUAGAGAACAACACGACGCUGAGUCACCUGCACCUGGGAGGCAACGACGUGAGCUGGAUGACCGCUGUCGCGCUGUCGAAAGUGCUGCUGAAGAACAAAACACUGAAGAGCCUCAAUCUGUCCUGCAACAAUCUUGGAGAGAUCGGAGGUAAAGCUUUGGCAGAGGCGAUGUCUCAGAACAGCACUCUAACAGAAUGUGAUAUCCGCCAGACAGACGUUGACGAGCAGAGUGCUGCCUCCAUUAACGCGGCCGUGUGGGCCAAUCAGAGGGCAGAGUGGGACGAGCAAGUUUAGCAGAGGAGAGGAUGAAACAGCAUCAAGCCCUUAAUGUGAACCUUCAGAAAACUUUCAUUUGAACCUGAGGAUUUACCGUCCUUUCCGAGGAUUUGGUCUUUCAAAAGUUUUAAAGUUUCUGCGUGUUUGUAACAAAUGUUUUAGGAAUAUAAAUUAAAACGGGACAUGCUUUGAUUGCAAUGCGUUCAGGUUAUUAAACACGAAAAGCAUUCUGCAGGAUUUCUAACU
Fundulus heteroclitus (mummichog) is the source of this 1560-nucleotide messenger RNA. RefSeq names its product t-complex-associated-testis-expressed 1 (gene drc5). The transcript is spliced from 5 exons. Gene Ontology annotation, molecular function: protein binding. NCBI's taxonomy places the organism in Eukaryota, Metazoa, Chordata, Actinopteri, Cyprinodontiformes, Fundulidae. The record is from RefSeq and is a predicted model, not a curated record. Bases 40 to 1332 code for a protein of 430 amino acids.